This is a messenger RNA of Papaver somniferum (opium poppy), 1785 nucleotides long. RefSeq names its product alpha-taxilin-like. Bases 158 to 1537 code for a protein of 459 amino acids. The transcript has 12 exons. NCBI's taxonomy places the organism in Eukaryota, Viridiplantae, Streptophyta, Magnoliopsida, Ranunculales, Papaveraceae. Gene Ontology annotation, molecular function: syntaxin binding. The record is from RefSeq and is a predicted model, not a curated record.
GAUCCCUCCUCACACUUGAUUUACACUUGAUCACCUCCUUCUCUCUGACUCCCUCUAUCCAUCUCCCUCCCGCCUUCAAGAUUUCCUCGCGCUUAGGGUUUCGACGAUCUUCUUCUUCUCUGAUAUUUCUUCAUCUCUCUGGUCUAGAUUCAGAUCAAUGGAGAACUCACAGGCAAAUCAAUUACCUGAAGUAGAUUCAUUACCAGAUGGAUUUGUUGAGAGUUCUAAUGAACAAGAAGAACAACAACCUAGAACAACUCAUAAUUUUGAACAUGAAGAAUCAACGCCUUCACCACCAUCGCCACAAUCACCUCCUGAUUAUAAAGAUACAAUAUUAGAACUUGAUCAAUGUAGUGAUGCUGUACUGGAUACCUCGGAUACUUCUACGGUUACAGACAGCAGAUAUGAUGUCAAGGUAGAGAAACUGAGAACAUUUCCUGUGGCAUUAUCAGAGAAGGAUGGUGAAGAUUCAAUAGUAAAUAGGAGUUUUGCGGAGAGUACGGAAUGUGGUUCGAUUGGGUUUGUUUCUGAUUCUGGGAAUGGGCAUCAAUACCAGCAUUUUGAAGGGAGUUCUCAGAAUCCGGUGAAAGCAACUGCAGUGGGUUCAGAGUUGAGUGCAGCAGAAACUGCAGCAUCUUUGAAGAACAAAAAGCUAGAAGCCUCUGAUGUGAAGCGUAAAAGUGUAAAGCGUGGGUUCAAGACAGAAAGGGAGUUUCUAGAGUUCACUUUACAGUAUCAACAAGUUAUUGCCGAGAGAGAUGCAGCUAUUUCUGUUCGAGACAAGCUUGAGUCAUUAUGUAGGGAGUUGCAGCGUCAAAAUAAACUGCUGAUGGACGAAUGCGAGAGAGUGUCAACAGAGGGCCAAAAUAUGAGAUCAGAACUAUCUACCAAGUUCCAUGAUGCAAUUAAGGAUGUAAGCAGUAAACUUGAAGGGCAGAAAGAUGAAUGUCUCUUGCAACUCAAGGAGAAUGAGAUGCUGAGAAACAAGUUGAAGCAUCUCUGUGAUCAAUACACAGUUUCGGAACAGCAGUUCACCCAUAAGCUAAAGCAGAAAUCACUGGAACUCCAGAUUGCGGAUCUUAAAAUUCAGCAGCAUGAAGAGAAAUCGAAUCAGGAAAAAACCCAGAUGAAGUUGUAUGCCGAGCAAGUGUCGCAGCUAUUGGCUACAGAAAAGAAUCUUCGUUUACAAUUAUCAGCUGAUGGAGAAAAGUUUCAACAAUUCCAGGAUGCCUUGCUAAAAAGUAAUGAGGUAUUUGAAACUUUUAAGCAAGAGAUUGAGAAGAUGGCGAAAUCAAUAAAAGAACUCAAGAAGGAAAACAUUUUCUUGAAAAGCAAAUGCGAGAAGACAGAUGUCACUCUCAUAGAACUUGUUGGAGAGAGAGAACAUAUGAAGAAGCAACUGGAGAAACUGAAGAACCAAAAGGAAAAGCUGGAGUCCUUGUGCCGGUCACUACAAGCUCAAAGGAAACAAAGUCUUGCUGAGAGCAGCAGCUGCGAUGCGGUUUCAGUCGCAUCUUCUAUGGAACGAGAAACCUGAGAUAUAUGUGGAAUUAUUUUGUCUGUACACCCAUUAAGUGAAAAGAAAUUUAAAAGAAAAACAAAUUGUUGUUUCUUAUUUACUGGAGAACUUACGGAAUUGGAAACCACAUGAAUUCAAGAUGUUUUCCCACUUAAAGCGGUGAAAACAUUUUAUUUUUCAGCUCUCUAAGUUGCCAACUCUUUUGACAAGCAACAGAACUGCAUAACAUGGCAACCAUUAAAACUUUAUCUGUGUUUCUUUUUGUA